AUGUCAUCCACCCAAAAGACAGUACUUAUCACCGGAGCCAAUCGAGGGAUUGGUUUCGGUUUCGCUCAAGAUUAUGCCAAUAAAGGGUAUAAAGUCAUUGCGACUGUCCGAGACCUUUCAAGAGCUCCUAAGAUACCAGGUGUCAUUACAGUCAAAAUUGAUGCUUCAAAUGAUACAGAUCCUUAUACUGCUGUAGAAGAAUUGAAGACUAAGCAUGGUAUAGAAAAGCUGGAUAUUGUCAUUGCGAACGCUGGAAUCUCAGAACAUUACGCUCUUGUACGAGAUAUUGAUCUUGAUCAAUUCGAUCAACAUCAUAAAGUUAAUGCUAGAGCUCCUUUAAUCCUCUUCAAAGCUAUUUAUCCUUUAUUGGAACAAGGGAGUAAAUUCGUUGUGAUAUCAACUUUUCCAAGUCAAAAUGGUGUAGAUCAUUUCCCCAAUUUCGGUGCUUACGGAGCAUCCAAAGCGACUGUUAAUUACAUUACUCGACAAAUCCAUUUCGAAGAACCUAGUCUCACUGCGUUCUUUAUCUCUCCGGGAUGGUUAGAUACAGACAUGGGUAAUGCCGGUGCAGCUGCAAAUGGACUAGACGCUCCUCCUGAAAAAUUAUCUGUUACGCUUCCUCAAAUGGUCGAUUUGAUCGAUAAGUCUACUAGAGAGGAACAUAGUGGAUACAUGUGGAAUUACGAUGGUACCAAGAUCCCAUUCUAG
Messenger RNA from Kwoniella shivajii, 708 nucleotides. RefSeq lists its product as uncharacterized. The coding region runs from base 1 to 708 and encodes 235 amino acids. The transcript has 6 exons. Lineage: Eukaryota; Fungi; Basidiomycota; Tremellomycetes; Tremellales; Cryptococcaceae. Gene Ontology annotation, cellular component: cytoplasm. Gene Ontology annotation, molecular function: alcohol dehydrogenase (NAD+) activity. The record is from RefSeq and is a predicted model, not a curated record.